GUAAAAUUGCAUCCGACUGCGAGAGGAGUCUCAACUCUCACGAACAUAUUCACUGGAUAUAGUCCUUGUUGCUACUCAGGCGUUAAGCGUCAGUUUCAGCUUUGCCUCCAUUCCCGACGCCGCCGUUUGCCACUUAUCGCAGUCUUAGCAUUAAGACCGCUGCCACCGUACACCAAAGUGGGCCGCCAUUAACGGGCCCUGUAUUGAGCUGAGGAAGCGAGGAGCGAUUGCCCUUGCUUGGCUGAUUCAAAUUUUGGGAAAAAUAAAGCAAGCAAAGUUAAGCAUCCAUAUAACUCUAUUUUCUUUGGUUGGUCGUGUGGUGGGUAUCUGCAACUAUUUGUUUUCUUCCCAUGGAGGUCAAUCCACCAGAGACCUCUUUGAGAAAGCCCAAAAGAAAACGAAGCCGGGUAGACCCGGAACUCGAGCGGCUGAACUCAUUGUCGUGGAACCCUUCCCUUACUGAAAAUGAAGAUUCUUUUUCUUUGCUUGUAGGGUCAAAUGAACUUGAAGGAGGUUUCCUUUCACUGGAAGAGAUUGAUGAAGCUGAGUAUGGUUUAGAGAUUCCUGAUCCCAAAGAAGACAAGAGAAAGAAGAAGUCUAAACAUAACGCAGAUUUGAAGAAACAGAAGCUGGGUGAAGUAGAGGGUGCCUUCAAUGAUGAGGCUGGGGUGAAUUUUGAAGAAAACGAGGAUGAGAGUGUGAUGACUAAAAAGAAGGAAAAGAAGAAGAAGGAAAAGAAGAAGAAGAAAAAGGAAGCAGCUGACCAAGUUAUUGAUGUGAAGGAUGAUAAUGAGGAAGAGGACGUUGAUGAAAUGGAAUUUUAUGCAUGGAGUGAGUUGAGACUUCAUCCUCUGCUCAUGAAAGCAAUCCACAAGUUGGGGUUCAAGGAGCCCACGCCAAUACAGAAAGCUUGUAUUCCAGCUGCUGCUCAUCAGGGAAAGGAUGUUGUUGGGGCUUCAGAGACUGGAUCUGGGAAAACUCUUGCUUUUGGUUUGCCCAUUUUGCAACGCCUUUUAGAGGAGAGGGAGAAGGCUGCAAAGAUGGUUGAACAAAGGGGUGAAGAACCUGACAAAUAUGCCCCUACUGGCCUUCUAAGGGCUCUUAUCAUUGCUCCAACUAGGGAACUUGCACUUCAGGUCACUGAUCAUCUGAAAGCAGUAGCCAAAUAUAUCAACGUUAGGGUGACUCCUAUAGUUGGGGGUAUUUUGGCCGAAAAACAGGAAAGACUCUUAAAAACAAGGCCUGAGAUUAUUGUUGGCACUCCUGGGAGGUUAUGGGAACUUAUGUCAGCUGGCGAAAAGCAUCUAGUUGAGUUACAUUCCUUGUCGUUCUUUGUGCUUGAUGAGGCCGAUCGAAUGAUACAAAGUGGUCAUUUUAAAGAGUUGCAAUCAAUAAUUGACAUGCUUCCCAUGUCCAACACUUCUGGUGCUGAUGAUCGUCAACCUGCACAAAAUUGCAUCACAAUUUCAAGCUACCAAAGAAAGAAAAGACAAACUCUAGUUUUUUCGGCAACAGUAGCACUAUCUGCUGAUUUUCGCAAGAAGCUAAAGCGUGCUUCAACAAAACAAAAUCAAUCAGUAUUAGAUGGAUUUAAUUCCAUUGAAGCCCUGUCUGAACGUGCAGGAAUGAGACCCAAUGCUGCCGUGAUUGAUCUCACUAAUCCAUCAAUAUUGGCAGCCAAGCUUGAAGAAUCAUUUAUCGAAUGCAAAGAAGAAGACAAAGAUGCUUAUCUGUACUAUAUUUUGACUGUCCAUGGACAAGGCCGCACAAUAGUAUUCUGUACAUCAAUUGCAGCUUUGCGCCAUAUCUCUUCUCUACUGCGCAUUCUUGACAUUAAUGCUUGGACUCUUCAUGCUCAAAUGCAGCAGCGAGCUCGUUUAAAGGCCAUUGAUCGCUUUCGUGAAGAUGAAAAUGGCAUACUUGUUGCUACUGAUGUCGCAGCGAGGGGUCUUGAUAUUCCUGGUGUUAGAGCAGUUGUCCACUAUCAGCUUCCACAUUCAGCAGAUGUUUAUGUUCAUAGAAGUGGAAGAACAGCUAGGGCUUCUGCUGAAGGGUGCAGCAUUGCUUUAAUCUCACCAAAAGAUACGUCAAAGUUUGCUUCGCUGUGCAAGUCCUUUUCCAAGGACACUUUUCAGCGAUUUCCUUUGGAGAAUUCAUACAUGCCAGAAGUUCUAAAGCGGUUGUCUAUUGCCCGUCAAAUAGACAAAAUAAUGCGGAAGGAUUCACAGGAAAAAGCUCAGAAAAGCUGGUUUGAGCGGAAUGCUGAAUCCGUGGAGUUAGUUACAGAAAAUUAUGACAGUGAGGAGGAAAGAGUUAAGAAAUAUAGGCAAAUGAAAGCCAGCUCUACUCAUUUGAAGAAGUUGCAACAGGAGCUCAAUGUGCUUCUUUCACGUCCCUUGCAAUCAAAACAAUUUUCACAUCGAUAUUUAGCUGGGGCGGGUAUCACACCUCUGAUGCAGGAACAGUUCCAACAAUUAGCCAGGCAAAAGCAAGGAAGUGCAGGAGUAACUGGUAAGGGAAAGUUGGUUGUGAUUGGUCAAGAUUGCGUAGAAGCGCUUCAAGCUUUGCGGAAUGCUGGUGAAGAGGUACGCAUGGAGGUCAAGGAUAUGACAGGGAAGAGGAUCGAGAAUUUGAAACGAAAGAGAAAAGAGGAGAAAAAACGUUUGCGUGACCAGCGAAGGAAGCAAAAGAGAGAGAUGAAAAUGGAGAAUGAAUAUAAUUGAAUAUUUGUGCCUUCCAUUUUGAGUUGUUUCAGUGAAAAGAUUCAGAGAAGAGUUAAUGGUACCGGUUGUUUUGGGGCAUUCCUUUCACCACUGGGUUUGCAACAAUGGUGGAUUAUUGCUCAAGCCUUGACGCACAGAUCCUUCAUAAGUUAUCCUUUAAUACAAAAAUUAAUAUAUGUAUUAUUAUUUAUUAAAAAAAAUUUUCUUGUUUAUAACUAUAAAGGAUAAUGUUUUAUAAAUGAAAUCAUUUUUUCA
Molecule: messenger RNA, 2978 nt
Organism: Prosopis cineraria
Lineage: Eukaryota; Viridiplantae; Streptophyta; Magnoliopsida; Fabales; Fabaceae
Product: DEAD-box ATP-dependent RNA helicase 13
Exons: 16
Coding region: 351-2723 (790 amino acids)
Cellular component (GO): nucleolus
Molecular function (GO): RNA helicase activity; ATP binding; nucleic acid binding
Source: RefSeq, a predicted model, not a curated record